ACGGAACAAGCCACUGAGACGCUGACGACGCUCACCGAGACGCCGAGCGUCGAGAUCGGGCGGAGCCAUGUUCGACCAAAACUGGCUUAAGAGGCAUAUGCUGGCGAGCCAAAACAAGGACGCUGGCAGAAAGAAGCCUCCUGACCCCUUCGAUGAGUCGCCAGCUCUCCACGCGAGGCAGGGACUUGGCUCCAAUGUGACUGCAAAGUCCAUUGCAAAGCCGCCCUCUGCCCAGCAACCUGUGAUUCGGAGCUGUCCGGUGUGUGGGAAAGUUUGCCAGCAAGAUGUUCCAAAGUGCUGGGAAUGCCUUCAGAAGGAGACACAGGCGGCACCAAGCAAGACUGGUUCCGAAAGCGGGUCCCAGAUUGGCAGGCAAGACAAGCCGGGUCGAGGUUCACUAGAAGGACUCGGCUCACGGCCGCCUGUGGCCUCGCCAGCACUAGGGCCUACGCCACGGAAGCCGCCGGCGACGCCGCCUAGCAACCCUCCGGAGGUACAAGCUACGCCUGCUUGGCCAACGACAUCGUUCCCAGGACCAAUGGUUGUGCCGUUGGAAGCUGUGGGAGGCCUGGGCUUCCAACAAGGGCGUCAGCUCCGGUACUUUGCCGUGAUGUGCAAAGACGACGUGGAGAUCCGAGCGUCGCCAACUUAUGCAGACGAUGCCCGGGUGGGCCACUUCCUCCAUCCGGGGCAAGUCUUGGUCAUGGACGACCGGCGCAUGGUGAACGGUUCAUCGUUUUUGCAUCUUGCGGAUGGCCGUGGAUGGGUCUUUGAGACCAAGGAUCGCCUCCUGGUCAUGACAGAGGUGCAGGAGUUCGAGCGAGGGCUGUGGCACUACUGUGUGAUUUGUGAGGAUGAUGUAGAGACUCGGAUCUCACCAACGUAUUCCGACGAUGCUCGGACCGGCGUGGUGUUGUUGUCCGGGGAUUGCAUUGCUGUGGAUGAGCGUUGCACCGUGGCAAAUGCUCGGUUCCUGAAGCUCGCUGAUGCUCGUGGCUGGGUCUUUGAGACCAAGGACCGGCUCCUGGUCAUGAGCGAGGUGAGGCCAAAGGCCCAGGAAGCUCGAGAUUUUGCUCGGGGCAUGUGGCACUAUACCGUGGUUUGCGACGAUGACGUUGAAAUUCGCGCAGCACCAACUUAUUCUGAUGAGGCGCGCACAGGACUAACAGUCCAUCCUGGUGAUUGCGUCGCUAUAGAUGAGCGAUGCCGGGUCAAUGCGACAUGGUUCCUUCGCCUCUCAGAUGGAAGAGGUUGGCUCUUCGAGACGAAGGACUCUCGCCGUGUCAUGAUGCAGCUUCAUUGAGUCUUUUUUCGACACAUGAGAUUGGCUUCAACGCCGGAGUUGGCGUCCCAACAGGAUUCAUUUGCAAGCCCAAACAAUUGUUCGAAAUGAAAUGUGUUCGCAGAUCUGAC
Molecule: messenger RNA, 1413 nt
Organism: Durusdinium trenchii
Lineage: Eukaryota; Dinophyceae; Suessiales; Symbiodiniaceae
Source: the annotation of a GenBank genome assembly